This is a messenger RNA of Heteronotia binoei (common prickly gecko), 4291 nucleotides long. RefSeq names its product formin homology 2 domain containing 1 (gene FHOD1). Bases 21 to 3866 code for a protein of 1281 amino acids. The transcript is spliced from 22 exons. Gene Ontology annotation, biological process: cortical actin cytoskeleton organization; actin filament network formation. The record is from RefSeq and is a predicted model, not a curated record. Gene Ontology annotation, molecular function: actin filament binding. Gene Ontology annotation, cellular component: cytoplasm; cytoskeleton. NCBI's taxonomy places the organism in Eukaryota, Metazoa, Chordata, Lepidosauria, Squamata, Gekkonidae.
GUCGCUUCUGCCGGGCGGCCAUGGGGGAACCGCCGGGGAUGGAGACGGCGCCGGGCUCGGUGCUGUGCCGGCUGCAGUUCCUGGAGGACUCGGACCCUUUCUCGUGCGCCGCCUUCCCGGAGCCGCGGCGGGCGCCCGUGCAGCCGGUGGUGGAAGCGCUGCCCCUCGCCGCCCAGCUGCCCGCCAUGCACCGCUUGCUGGCCGCGCCUUUGCCGCUAGAAGAUUGCACUUUGCAAGUUUUGCCAUCAGGAUACUAUUUGGACCUUGAACUUUCUCUACUGGAGCAGAAGGAUGAACUGGAAGGGUUCUAUGAGGACAUCAGAAAAGGAAGGCGGCCGAUUCUCCUUGUGCGCACACAGCUCUCGGUCCGCGUGCAUGCCAUCCUCGAGAAGCUCUACAAUUCCAAGGGCCCUGAGCUGAGGCGCUCCCUCUUCUCACUGAAACAGCUUUUCCAGGAGGAUAAAGACCUGGUACCCGAAUUUGUGAUUUCAGAAGGGCUGACAUGCCUCAUCACAGUGGGAGCUGAAGCAGACCAGAAUUACCAGAACUAUAUCCUGCGAGCUCUCAGUCAAAUCAUGCUCUUUGUGGAUGGGAUGAUGGGCGUAAUAAACCACAACGAGACAGUGCAGUGGCUCUACACGCUUUGCGGAAGCUUGUACCGCCUCGUGGUCAAGAGUGCCCUGAAGCUGCUGCUCGUCUUUGUGGAAUAUACGGAAUCCAACGCCCAGCUCUUGAUCCAGGCUGUUGUAGCAGCAGAACAGGUCAGAGGCAGCUUUCCAUGGUCUCAGCUCAUGUCAAUCCUGGAGCAGAACAAUGGCGCCGAUACAGAGCUCCAGGUGUUUGCCAUGACGCUCAUCAACAAGACGCUGGCUGCCCUCCCAGACCAGGACUCCUUCUAUGACAUGACAGACUGCCUGGAGCAACAGGGCAUAGAGCGGAUCAUUCAGCAGCACGUCAACAACAAGGGCACGGAUCUGGACUUGAAGCAGCAGUUUGUCAUCUACGAGAAUGCUCUCAAGUAUGAGGACGGAGUUGAAGAGUCACCAUCUGGCCUGCGCAAGGAGCGGAGGAAAGGAGAUGAGAGUCGGAGGGGGCGGCGGUCUAUGGUGUACAUCAUGGCCCAGGAGGAGAGCCAGGGGGUCCAGGCAGCUGGAGAACUUCAGCCCAGCCCUGCUCAGGAUCUGAGCCUGGAUGUGAAGAGCAAUGGCCAGGCCAGCUUUACGAGCAUGUAUAACAGUGCAUCGAGCGUGCAGCUUUCAACGUUGUCAGUACCUUCGGAAGGGGAGCAGCCCGGGAACCUUGGUGAGAGAAGCGUUUUCAAAGCCCGCUUCUUGGAAAACCUCGCUGCCUCCCAGAUGGAGAAGCUGUUUGCAAUGUCCAGGGGCCGAGCAGAGGUCCUGGCUGAGGCAAUACCAGGCGCUGAGCAAGUUAGCCCAGGGAGGCGGAGAGAAGGGCAGAAUGGAACUGCCAACAGGACAGAGCCUGUCUCUACACUGGGCAGCUUUGGUGGUGAAGGGGCUGGCCCGAAUGCAUCAGAUAAUAGUAUUUGCAGCACGUAUCCUCAUGGCCCUGAUUCCGUCCUGAGUCCAGGCCACAGACUUGUUUCACCUGGCGAAGGCACAGAGGCUUCCAGUGGUGUUUCCGAGAAGAAGUUUAUGCUUGACAUGUUGUUCUCCAAGACCCCGACGGAGUUGGAAAGGACACUUGUAGCUCCUGCAGAGAACCGGCCCACAGAAACCUGGAACAAGCUAAGCCUGGAAGAAGGCAGGAACUGUCCAGGGAAGGGGGCAGAGUCACCCUCUGACUUGCGGGCCCGACCACUGCGAGCCCAGUUCAGCAUUGAUGCAGAAACCAACUUGCAGAGUCUAGAGAGUACCCUUAUGGCUCCCUUCAGAAAAGACUUGGAGGCCAUAUGUCGGGAACCCAACCCAAAGCUGCUGAAAAUCAAAGAUCUGGACUUCUCAGACCUGGGCAGGGAAGAAGAUUUUGAUGUCCUAGAGACUGAAACGAUGGAGAAGAUGUCAUCCCAUGCACCUAGCCUUUGUACUGCUAUGACUUCAGAUGGUGUUCUGGCUCCUCCCCCUCCUCCCCUCCCUCCAGGCUUUGCCCCACCUCCUCCCCCCCUACCUGGUUGUCCCCCACCUCCUCCCCCUCCCCCCCUACCUGGUUGUCCCCCACCUCCUCCCCCUCCUCCCCUACCUGGUUGUCCUCCUCCGCCUCCCCCUCCUGGCUUACUUAGUUCCUCCCCUGGAGAUUCUCAGCGUCCUGCUAAGAAGAAGACACUUAAGCUUUUCUGGAGGGAGUUGAAAAAUGUGGAUAGCUCACCAGGGAGGGGCACAUUUGGGCAGGCCACUCUGUGGGCGUCCCUGGAGAAGGUAGAGAUUGAUACCGCCAAACUGGAGCAUCUGUUCGAGUCCAAGGCAAAGGAUGUGCUUCCCUCUAAGAAAGCUGCCGAUGGGAAGAAGGUAAUUGUGGUCCUGGAUCCCAAGAGGAGCAAUGCCAUCAACAUUGGCUUGACGGUGCUGCCUCCCGCUUACAUCAUCAAGACCGCCAUUCUCAACUUCGACGAGUUUGCAAUCACGAAGGAAGGAAUCGAGAAAAUCAUGACCAUGGUUCCCACGGAGGAAGAGAAGCAGCAGAUUCAGGAAGCCCAGCUAGCCAAUCCUGAUGUUCCCUUGGGGACAGCAGAGCAGUUCCUUCUCACACUUUCCUCGAUCUCUGAGCUUGCUGCCCGACUUACACUUUGGGCUUUUAAGCUGGACUAUGAGACCAUGGAGCAGGAAAUUGCUGAGCCUCUGUUCGACUUGAAGCUUGGGAUGGAGCAGCUGGCCAAAAACCAGACCUUCAAGCACAUUCUUGCCACUCUCCUAGCCAUGGGCAACUUCUUGAAUGGAUCCCAGAGUCGAGCGUUUGAGCUGAGCUACCUGGCAAAGGUGUCAGAGGUGAAGGACACAGUGCACCGGCAGACCCUGCUACACCACCUGUGCCACAACGUGGUGGAGAAGUUCCCAGAUACGACUGACCUCUACUCUGAGAUCGCUGCCAUCACACGCUCAGCCAAGGUUGACUUCGAUGCACUUUCAGAAAGUCUAGUCCAGUUGGAGCAACGGUGCAAAGCGUCGUGGGAUAGCUUGAAGGCAAUCGCCAAGCAUGAGACAAAGCCUGCUCUGAAGAGCAAGUUGCUGGACUUCCUACAGGCCAGCACCCAGAAGAUCAUCAUCCUCAAGACCGUCCACCGGCGGGUGUUGAACAGAUUUCGCUCCUUCCUCCUUUACCUGGGUUAUGAUGUGCAUUCAGUGCGAGAUGUGAAGGUCACUGGAUUCUGCCAAACCCUUCGGGAAUUUGCCCUGGAAUACCGCACAUGCCGAGAGAGAGUUCUGCAGCAAAGGAAGAAACGGGCAGCAUACCGGGAGAGGAACAAAACCCGUGGCAGGAUGAUCACAGAGAUGGAGAGGUUUGCCAGUGUCAGCCAGCCUGAAGCAAGCCCUGUGCCAGCUGUGCUGUCGGCCAGUCCAGAGCUGAAGGCUGAUGAAGGCCAUGAAACCAUGACCAACGUGCUCAUCUCCCCUGCAGAGCCUUCUGGCCGCCGCUCUCGGGCCAGCAGAGGUGUUGGAAAGCACACCCCACCCAGUGCCCUGCCUCCCCAGGAUGAUGUGUCCGGCUCCCCAGAAGAUGCCUCAGAAGAGAUCAUGGAUCGCCUGGUGAAGUCUGUCACGCAAAGCACUCCACCACGGCCAGGAGCCGGGAAGGAACGCAAGCGCUCCCGGGUGAACAGGAAGUCCUUGAGGCGCACCCUGAAGAAUGGCCUAAGCGAUGAGCUGGUGCAAGCCCUGGGCCUGGCUCAGGCAGCUGGAGUGGCUGUGUGAAGAACAGCCUGCGGAACCCAGAGGAGCCUUGCUGAAUAAGGAUACCGUCCGAGUAGGUCUGGCAGUUGGAGAGGGGAGGCAGGGCCUGCCAGAUCAGGCAGUGGUUGCUAGAACUGCAGCAGGCCUGCCCAAAUUGUGCCUUGAAGGAUCUUGCCAGCGUGUGCCCUGCUUGUGUUACUUCACCCAAACCUGCCCUUUCUCCUUGGCUGAUGGGUCAGGAUGGAACCAGGUGGACUUCCUUAAGGAGAGGACGCACUGCCUGGCUGCAAACAGUAUUAUGUGUGUGUGUGUGUGUGUGUUUGGACUGAUUCUGCCCAGCAUGUGGUCUGGGUGCAAGAUCCAGGGCCUGUGUUGCUUAGGAAUUGGUGAGGUCAUUGGUUUGAGAGUUUGGUGGCACUAAAUAAAUCAGAUGACUUCUUACUUUU